GAAUAUAUAACGAAACUUAAGACGCGUGUAUAGAUAAUAUAUAUGAAUGCAAUCAAGAGAUUGGCUACCAUAAAGUUCAAGUGGCUAAGCCAAAAGUAAGAAACUGUCAACUGGGUUAAUUAGGACAUUGAAUUGAAAUUUUCAUAAUGGAAAGAUAUAAUUUAUAACCCAGGAUCUUCCCAUUCAAUAUUGUGUCCAGCAACUAUUAAUUUUGGUAGGACGUAGAAUUGAAAUUUUCAUAACGGAAAAAUAUAAUUUAUAACCCAAAUCUUCCCAUUCAAUAUUAUGUCCAGCAACUAUUAAUUUUGGUAUCUCUAUAAGUUUAUAUAUAUCAUUGGACAUUGGGACUGAGAGACCACACAAAGGUUUUGCAAACUACCAUAUUUUUCUAAUUUUUUGCCUCUUUAGUCUAGCUAAUUAGCCAUGCCUAGAAAGAAGGUGAAGCUUGCAUUCAUCACCAACGACUCAGCAAGAAAAGCAACAUUCAAUAGAAGGAAGAAGGGUAUGAUGAAGAAGGUGAGCGAGCUAAGCACUCUAUGUGGCAUUGAUGCAUGCGCGAUUAUACAGAGUCCAUACGAGUCUCAACCUGAGGUUUGGCCAAACAACUUGGGAGUCCAACGUGUGCUGGCAAAGUUUGGGAGAAUGCUCGAGAUGGAACAACUUAACAAAAUAAUGACCCAAGAAAGCUUCAUUAGACAAAGGAUAGCGAAAGCGAAUGAACAACUCAAGAAAAAACUCAAGGAUAAUCGAGAGAAGGAGAUGACAGAAGUCAUGUACCAGUGUUUGAGUGGGAGAGGGCUCCAAAACUUGUCCAUGGUGGAUCAAUGUGAUCUUAAUUGGUUGAUAGAUAAAAAUUUGAAGGAAAUUGGAAGGAAGAUUGAAUUGUUGAAGAAAACUCCGCAACAAGAGAAGUUAUUGGGUGUUGAUUUGGCCAUGGAUGCUAUGAAAAGGUCACUCGGGUUCAAUGAAUGGAUGAACAAUCCACAUUAUGAGAAUAUGGGUUUUGAUGGGGAUAAAAUGAUGGUGCCAUUUGGAGGCAACCACAAUCUUAUGUGGUCUAGUUUUUUUUUCCCAUGAGAGAGA
Messenger RNA from Camellia sinensis, 1083 nucleotides. The record is from RefSeq and is a predicted model, not a curated record. Lineage: Eukaryota; Viridiplantae; Streptophyta; Magnoliopsida; Ericales; Theaceae.